AUGGCGACACUCAUCCGCCCGCCGCCCAUUGACCAGUCGCAAUCCGAAAUCGAAAAUGUCCUCGAACUGACGCAACUGUCCGACAUCGACCCUGACCUCUUCACCAACACGCGCCCACUAUGGCAUCCCCCGGGUGCGCGCGGCAUCUUCGGCGGUGCUGCCAUCGCCCAGACGCUCGCUGCAGCCCAGAAGACGGUUGACCCCGAGUUCACUGUGCAUUCCAUGCACUGCUACUUCGUGCUUGCCGGCAACUCAGAGAUACCACUCAUAUACCACGUAGAGAGAGUACGAUCAGGAAAGUCCUAUGCGACAAGAACAGUGCAGGCGCGCCAACGGGGCAAGGUCAUCUUCACGACAACUAUGAGUUUCGUGCGCCAGAACAGUGGAGGAGCGAAGAAGGUCGAGCAUGUGGUCCCAAUGGCCGACGUGCCAGGCCCAGAGGAGGAUUCGGACUCGGAGAUGCAUCCCAGCGGCCACAGUCCGUUCCAGAGCCAGAGACUGGCGACCGAGAAUGAGGACUCCGACAAACCUCACACCAAGAAGUGCCGCCAAUGGGUGAAGGCGCGCGGUCGCAUCUCCCCCGCUGGAGGCCACGAGGCCCACCUCUCCGCCAUCGCCUACAUGUCCGACAGCUACUUCAUCGGCACCGUCGCGCGCGUCCACAAGCUCUGGCGCUAUUCCUCACAACGCAAGAGUGCCGCUAAGUCCAGCAUCGGCGAAGACGUGCUCAAGACACUGCUGGAGAUGGACGAUGCCGAGUUGAAGCGCCAGUCCGUUAGCGAGGCAGACAUCAAGCGUAUACAGCGCAUCAAGAAUGGUGAAGACCCAAAGAAGGUUGCGGAUGACGUGCCAGAGAUUGGCAUGAUGGUCAGUCUGGACCACACCAUUUACUUCCACAACCCUCGUACCUUCAGGGCCGAUGAAUGGAUCUUCACCGAGACAGAGACGCCCUGGGCUGGCGAUGGUCGUGGCCUCGUCUUCCAGAGGAUGUACACGAAAGAUGGAACCCUUAUCGCGACCUGCGUACAAGAGGGUGUUAUUCGACUUAAGCAGAACGACAGCAAGUUGUGA
Alternaria incomplexa is the source of this 1071-nucleotide messenger RNA. RefSeq lists its product as uncharacterized. Gene Ontology annotation, molecular function: fatty acyl-CoA hydrolase activity. Gene Ontology annotation, cellular component: peroxisomal matrix. The transcript is spliced from 3 exons. Lineage: Eukaryota; Fungi; Ascomycota; Dothideomycetes; Pleosporales; Pleosporaceae. Bases 1 to 1071 code for a protein of 356 amino acids. Gene Ontology annotation, biological process: fatty acid catabolic process; acyl-CoA metabolic process. The record is from RefSeq and is a predicted model, not a curated record.